Messenger RNA from Thyridium curvatum, 1464 nucleotides. RefSeq lists its product as uncharacterized. Bases 1 to 1464 code for a protein of 487 amino acids. Gene Ontology annotation, molecular function: monooxygenase activity; oxidoreductase activity, acting on paired donors, with incorporation or reduction of molecular oxygen; iron ion binding. The transcript is spliced from 3 exons. The record is from RefSeq and is a predicted model, not a curated record. NCBI's taxonomy places the organism in Eukaryota, Fungi, Ascomycota, Sordariomycetes, Thyridiales, Thyridiaceae.
AUGGCUGGCGCUGUGCUCAUAACAGCGAUGGCAGUCGUAUUGCUGCUUUUCUGGUACUUUACGACGUCUACAUACUCGGACGGCGAACCUAGACCAAUUCCACAUCGGGUGCCCAUUCUCGGCCAUGCCAUGAGCUUUGCUCGAGACCGAAGGACUUUGGUAGCACAAUCAAUUGUCCAGAGUAAAAACGAGCCGUUCACGUUGCUGAUCGCUGGGACGAAACACUAUGUUUUUAACAAGUCGGCAGAGUUUACUGAAGUUUUCAAGAACUCCAAGACUCUUGACAGUGUGGGAUUCCUGAGGCUUGUGAUGAGGAACUUGUUCGGAAUCAAUGCUACCGAUGCCGAGGCAUUUGUGGCUGGCAGUGUGAAGCCGAUUCUGCACGACGUCAACUCGAUGUACUUGCUCCGCAACGAGAACAACGCCGUGACUGCAGUGGCCUACUUUGAUGAAGUCCGACAGGCGGUGGAGCGCUUUGACAAGACGCUGGCCCAGAGCGACACCAAAAGGAUUACCAAAGACGUCUUGCUCAUCAUCGCGCAUUUUCAAAGCGAACCAACAACGAAUGCGUAUUUUGGAAAGCUGGUUCUAGAUGUCGACCCCAAGAUCCUGGACGCCCUCAACGUGGUCAACAAGUACGGCUUUUGGUCUUUGCUGUUUGGAGUCCCACGGUUUCUGGCCCCAAAACCAUACAGAGCUCGAGACCGUAUAGUUCACGCUUUGAGGAUACUCGUCGAUGCCAUAAAUGCGAGAGACGGAGUUGCUUCACCGUACAUCGAGAGCCGAGUUCGGCAGCUGCUGGCUCAUGGCCUGUGUAGAGACACAGUUGCCAAGGACGUGUUGAGCGUCUUCUCUGGUGUCCACUCGAAUUCAAUGCCCACCGCAUACUGUACGCUAGUCGAACUGAUGGAACAUUCAGAGCUCAUUCCAGUCUUCCGAUCAGAGCUUCAGGAAGCCGGUUACAUGGUCACAUUGCCGGAGGACCAGGUGAGCAUCUUUCCUGACAAGGUCCCUCGAAUGCGGUCCUUCCUACAUGAGGUACUGCGCACCCAUAACAACGGCACCGCAUUCCGCGAGGUCCUGAAGGAUACCACGUUGCUGGCAGCAGGUCGGACGUGGCAACUGAAGAAGGGCGCCGUGGUUGACCUGCCAAACUCUCUGCUGUGUGCAACUGAGACUAUCCACCCAGAACCCAACAAGUUUGUCGCGAAUAGAUUCCUGGACAAGAGCUUGGGGGGCUGGGGCGAGAACUUUACGAAGACGGUGAAGCCGUUCGGUGGGGGCGUCAGCUUUUGUCCGGGGAGAGUCUUUGCAGAGAAGCAGAUUCUCGCUUUUCUGGCGGCAUUGAUAGAGCACUACGACCUCGAAGUUGUGACCACACCAUACAAGACCCCGCGGAACUCGGACGUUGACGAAGUGUUAUGGUCUCCAGCUAUCGAGAUUGAGAUAAGGAAGAGAACAUGA